UCAGUAUUUUGACGUUUCUAAUGUCGUUUCUGUAUCUGUCACCGGGCACUCAAAAUUUACUAAAUUCAAUUUAAAUCGUCUAAACCGACUUUAAUCAUGUAGUGUUGCACCAAAUUAUUUUCAAAAUCUCGGUCGUCGGCCAUGAAAAUGACCCUAAACGCCCAGGGAAUUACGGGAGACCGCCAAAGUGGUUCACCAUCGGACACCAAGUCUGGGAGCCCUGGUUCAAGUCCGAGGAGUAGCCCUAGGCCUUCACCGAAGCCCCAGACGAAACGGGAGCAUAGUCGAAUAGAUACACACCUCGGUGUCUCCAGGGAUCCUUCCAGUUCAUCCGUUAAAUUUGAUGUUUCUCCUGGUGUUACUCCGGAUUCUUGCGGACCAUUUCGAAUUCCCGGCAACGAAUUAGUGCUUCCCCCGGAAUUAAAUCGGACGGAAAGUACGAGUAGUUCGAAGGAUCGAAAAGACACUCGAACAAAAAAGAAAUCCGCCUGGUAUAACGUGUUAUAUCCAACUUAUAAAUCGAGAUCUGAAGAUUAUAAAAGGAUUUUUAAGGAAGUUCCCGAUGAUGAACGGUUAGUUGUAGAUUAUUCUUGUGCUUUACAAAAGGAAAUUUUGGUGCACGGAAGAUUGUAUGUAUCUCAAAAUUAUCUCUGUUUUUACGCCAACAUUUUCGGCUGGGAAACGAACGUUACGAUUAAAUGGAAGGAUGUAUCUGCUAUAACAAAAGAAAAAACCGCUUUAGUGAUUCCCAAUGCAAUUUUAAUUAUGGUGAAGAGCGAAAAAUUUUUCUUCACUAGUUUUGUGGCGCGCGAUAAAACCUAUUUGAUGUUAUUUAGAGUUUGGCAAAAUGCACUUCUUGAUCAACCAAUGGCUAUGCAAGAAAUGUGGCAAUGGGUACACCAGUGUUAUGGUGACGAAUUGGGUUUAACCAGCGACGACGAAGACUACAUUGCCCCUGGGACCGAAGAGGAAAAACUUUCAGGUCGAUUAUCGGUGGAAUCAUUCUCAGAAGAAUGCGGUAGUAACGGGGAUGUGAUGUUGGAUCAGUUAACGCCGGAGGAUAAGGAUGUUAAUGAGGUCAUUAACGAAGAGGAAGGUGCGGUAAAUAAUAAUCACACAGCGAUGCCGCCAACUGAUUUAUCAGAAAGUAGCGAUUCGGAUGGGGAGAAGGUCGAAAAUCCCGUUUGUACGGCUCUUCACGAAGGUAAACAAUUAAUCAACGAAGUUUACUCAAUGCACGUCGAUCAACUCUUCACCCUUCUCUUCACCAGUUCAAAGUUCUUCCUUGAUUUUCACGCUUCAAGAAAAACAAGCGAUUUUACGCAAACGGCAUGGUCGCACAAUCCAAACAAUAACAUGAAAACGCGCACCAUUAAUCUUACGAUUCCUUUAACUCAAGCGAUUGGGCCGAAAUCUGCCCAGGUAACAGAAACACAGGUGAUGUUAACAUGUAGCAAACCAGGUUAUCUUUACGCAAUCGAUGUGGAUAUAGUAAAUGGUGGGAUUCCUUAUGCAGAUAGUUUUUAUUGUUUCGUGCAUUACUGCUUACAUAAAAUUUCUGAUACCCAAUCAUCAAUGGCGGUUUAUGCCCAGAUUAAGUACAAAAAGAACGUUUGGGGAUUAGUUAAAGGGAUGAUCGAAAAAAAUAGUUGGCAAGGCGUCGAAGAUUUCUUUUCUGCAUUAGCUAAAGCCCUUCACAUAGAAGCGGAAGAAAGUACAAACUUAACGGAAAAACAUCGAUCCGGACGUAGAAGACGACCGAUUAUUCAACGUCCCAUUCCAAAAGAAAUGAUUCGACCUGUACGUAGUUCAAUUCCAAACAUAAACACCAUCGGUGGUGUCACCCAGGGAUCGCGAAUAGAUCCGAUGAAAAUCGUUUUUUCCGUACUCAUUAUGUUAGCGAUUCUCACUGGGGUACUUUAUUAUAAGUUAUGGACGUUAGAGGGGGCGAUACCUUCAACGUUUAUCGAUUUACAUGUACUUAAAGAUCCGCCAACAACCCAUGAGGAGUGGGUUAAGUUAUUACAACAACAAGAAACGUUGCAUACUGUUGAAAUGCACAAGUGGCAAAAAAUAUUAAAGACAGCAAUACAAUUAUUAAGAGAUAUUGAGGAGUCUUUGAGUCAGUUGCAACGAUCUAUUCAUCCGGCUUAUACUAGUAAAAUUAUGUCGAUGGUACAGAACCAAGACGGUUCAAAAUCAUCCAAUAAUGAUGAAUUGUAAGAUAUAAGUUUAAAACGAAAAGUAAUUAAUUAAUUAAUAGGUGAUAAUAGGUUUCAAUUGAGGUAGUAUUGUUCGUUGAUUGUGAUAUAAUUAUUUGUUUAAGCGUUUUAACGCCAAAUUUUUUCCAUUUAAUUGUACAGUUUCUUUUUUUUUUUGUGGAUUUUUUAGAAAUAACUUUUAAAAAUGCUGUUAGGUUAGGUAUACUGUUCCUCUUUUUAUUCCUUCCCCGUUAACCCGUGAAUCUCUUUUUUAAUAUUAAUUUAUAUACUGUGGUAAUUUAAGGAGUAAUUUAUGCGUAUAGGUGAAAAUAAAAGUAUAAAUUGAGUAUUAACAUUAAA
This is a messenger RNA of Onthophagus taurus, 2561 nucleotides long. It is a transcript of the gene GramD1B, whose product is annotated as GRAM domain containing 1B. Gene Ontology annotation, cellular component: endoplasmic reticulum-plasma membrane contact site; plasma membrane; endoplasmic reticulum membrane. Gene Ontology annotation, biological process: intracellular sterol transport. Lineage: Eukaryota; Metazoa; Arthropoda; Insecta; Coleoptera; Scarabaeidae. Gene Ontology annotation, molecular function: sterol transfer activity; sterol binding. The record is from RefSeq and is a predicted model, not a curated record.